Austrofundulus limnaeus is the source of this 1077-nucleotide messenger RNA. RefSeq names its product high mobility group protein B1. The record is from RefSeq and is a predicted model, not a curated record. Gene Ontology annotation, biological process: regulation of transcription by RNA polymerase II. NCBI's taxonomy places the organism in Eukaryota, Metazoa, Chordata, Actinopteri, Cyprinodontiformes, Rivulidae.
AGGCUCUGUCUCCCAGUGAGAAGAAGCGUUUUGAAGACAUGGCCAAAGCUGACAAGGUGCGCUACAACCGGGAGAUGAGGGACUACGUACCACCUAAAGGYUUCGGAAAGAGGGGCCGCAAGAGGAAAGACCCCAAUGCUCCCAAAAGACCCCCGUCAGCCUUCUUCGUAUUCUGCAGCGAGUACCGACCCAGUGUGAAGCAGCAGUACCCGGGUCUGUCCAUAGGAGACUGUGCCAAGAAGCUGGGAGAGAUGUGGAGCAAACUGUCCCAGUCUGAGAAACAACCGUACGAAGAGAAGGCCCAGAAGCUGAGGGAGAARUACGACCGGGACAUGGUGGCGUACCGCGGUGGGGGAACCUACACCAGGAAUCCUGACUCUUCAGCUCAGGGAGCAGGGGAGGAGGAGGAUGAAGAGGGGGAGGAUGAAGACGAGGAGGAAGAGGAUGACGAGUAGAGACUGAGUGUGUGUUAGAGGAAGGUGUGUGUGUUUCAGAGGUCAGACAGGUGAGUGGGCGGAGCUUCACAGAACACCUUCCCGUUCAGAGACUUGAGGCUUCAGAUAUGUAGGGUCUGAGGAAGAGGAGGCAGACAGGUGAGGUUGGAGGUCAGGUGUUUGUUUCCAUGAUAACAGCAGUGAACUGGUCUGAGAUCAGCUGAGUUUCUGCAGGUUUCAUGGGGUGGAGCUUAUUUAUGGUACAUUCUGCAUUUGAAAUAGGCCCCGCCCCCUUUUGUAGAAAACCGAUGAAUUGGUGAUGAACCGGUUGUGACUCAUGAGCCAUGCCUCUACAUUUCUGUGUAGCUUUUUAUCCAGCACAUGUGCACACCAGAUAAUUGAUUCACCAGAUAAUUGAUUCACCAGAUAAUUGAUUCACCAGAUAAUUGAUUCACCAGAUAAUUGAUUCACCAGAUAAUUGAUUCACCAGAUAACUGAUUCACCAGAUAAUUGAUUCACCAGAUAAAUGAUUCACCAGAUAAUUGAUUCGCCAGAUAAUUGAUUCGCCAGAUAAUUAAUUCACCAGAUAAUUGAUUCACCAGAUAAUUGAUUCGCCAGAUAAUUGAUUCACCAGAUAAUUGAU